AGGAGCUUUUUCAGAAGACAAGAAGGAUUCUCCUUUUGGGUCACCUACCAUUGGCCACAUGGCUGCCAUGCAGAUGGACCCUGACCUAGCCAAGCACCUCUUCUUUGAAGGGGCCACUAUGGUCAUCCUGAAUGUGCCCAGGGGGACCGAGUUUGGCAUUGACUAUAACUCCUGGGAGGUAGGACCCAAGUUCCGGGGUGUGAAGAUGAUCCCACCAGGUGUCCACUUUCUUCACAACAGUUCAGUGGACAAAGCCAAUCCUACGGAUGUGGGUCCUCGUAUGGGCUUCUUUCUUAGCUUGCAGCAGCAAGGGCUGACAGUCCUGUGCUGGAAUGCUCUCCUGGAAGAGGUAGACUUGUCCCCAGCCCCAGAAGCUGAAGUGGAAGCUAUGAGGGCCAAUCUCCAGGAGCUGGACCAGUUUCUGGGACCUUACCCAUAUGCCACACUCAAGAAAUGGAUCUCACUCACCAAUUUUGUCAGUGAGGCCACAAUGGAGAGGCUGCAGCCUGAAAGCCGGCAGAUCUGUGCCUUCUCAGAUGUGCUGCCUGUAUGACAAAUGAAGCACACCAAGGCCCGGGUGGGGCAGAAUCUACCUCUCUGUGGCACUGAGUGCAAAAGUUAUCAGGAGGGCCUAGCUCGGCUGCCUGAGAUGAAGCCCAGAGCUGGGACAGAGAUCCGCUUCUCAGAGCUACCCACACAGAUGUUCCCAGCAGGUGCUACACCAGCAGAGAUAACCAGGCACAGCAUGGACUUGAGCUAUGCACUGGAGACUGUGCUCAGCAAGCAGUUCCCCAGCAGCCCCCAGGAUGUGAUCGGUGAACUCCAGUUUGCCUUUGUGUGUUUCUCGCUGGGCAAUGUAUAUGAGGCAUUUGAGCACUGGAAGCAGCUCCUGAACCUCCUGUGCCGAUCAGAAGCAGCCAUGGUGAAGCACCACACUCUGUACAUCAACCUUAUCUCCAUCCUGUAUCACCAGCUUGGUGAGAUCCCCGCUGACUUCUUUAUGGACAUUGUCUCCCAGGACAACUUCCUUACCAGCACCUUACAGGUUUUUUUUUCUUCAGCCUGCAGCAUUGCUGUGGAUCCCACCCUGAGGAAGAAAGCUGAAAAGUUCCAAGCCCAUGUGACCAAGAAGUUUCCGUGGGACUUUGCCUCAGAGCCUGAGGACUGUGCCCCGGUGAUGGUGGAGCUCCCCGAAGGCAUCGAAACUGGCUAACUCUGCAAACACACGAGCUGUGAGAGGCCCCUUCCCAGUGAAU
Fukomys damarensis (Damara mole-rat) is the source of this 1256-nucleotide messenger RNA. RefSeq names its product protein AAR2 homolog. Gene Ontology annotation, biological process: spliceosomal tri-snRNP complex assembly. Lineage: Eukaryota; Metazoa; Chordata; Mammalia; Rodentia; Bathyergidae. The record is from RefSeq and is a predicted model, not a curated record.